AACAGUGAUGUGGCUGCUACAGACAGUGUUCAAAUGUGGGUCAGCCAGUUGGCAGCUUUGACCAAUCAAAAAUCAUCAGAAACAAACAGAAUGGCAAAGUUGGAAACUGAUGCUUCUCUUUUGAAGAAACCACCACAAGGCAUCAGCAGAAAGCGACCAGGCACUGGCAGGAAGCUUCCCACAAUACCUGCAGACAAAAGUCCAGUGAGCAGUGAACACGGCUCAAUGACUGCAGAUUUGGAUAAUGAUGUGACUUUCAGAAGGACGCCAGACCGUGUGGUCAGUGGCCGGAACAGCGCUGACAGUAAUUAUAACAUGGGGACAAAUUCUAGUCAGUCUCACACAAGGACUGUCACUAAUGGGCAUCCAGUGAGUCCGAGUUCAUUGGCUUGUACAGGCAGUGUAGAUACCGAGGUGCUUCUUCAGGACACUGAAACUGUCAUGGCUGCUAUUCAGGCACGGCUCUCUCACAAAACUAGCCAUGGUAGAAACCAUUCUUACAGCCGUGACUGUGAUAGUGAUGCCUCAAGUACAGUGGCUUUAGUCAAUGGCGAAGAGAAUAAUGUCAGAUCAGCACUGUACAAAAGUCCUCGUGAGGCACUUGCACAGAUACAAAGAAAUGGUUCCACAGUGAAAUCUGGUAACACCCCCUCCACUACACCAGUGUCUUCUGGGAAAAAACCUGUGAUACGAUCAAGUGCUCAAACCAUGGUCUCUAAGACCAUUGCUUCUCCUAGAAGCACUCCUUCAACCACUGCCACAAGGAAGUCCCUCGUGUCUGAUAUAGUCAGCAGGCGAGACAGCAUGGAUAAUGACAGCAUUAUUUCUGAUGUUAGCUCGGACGCAGGUGAUGUCUUUGCUAGGUCAUCCUCUAAAGGUAAGGCGCCAAUAACUAUGACCAGAACAAACAAAACCUUUGACCUUCGGCGUGCCAGAGUUGACAGUUUCGAAGAACAGACUGCUCCCAGAUCUGCUAAAUCUUCAGCUACAUCAAAGUCUGGUAUGGGCAAUUCAUUUGGUAGAUCUCAAAGUCUCCAUAGUACCACCAGAAGUAGAUCUUUGGUGAAUACGAGUCGCAGUGAGGCAACCAGCCUUGGGGCUCAGAUCGUCAAGAAAAGUCAGAGCAAUAUUGCUCAGGACACUGUACGAAAAGCUAGAAACACUUCCAUUGGUCGAGCUGAAAAUGGAAGACACAACCAGGGUAAAAAACUUCAGCAUUCCAUUUCUGCUAUAGCUUCUCAUCCUGCUGCUAGUAACUCGCACACUAAGAGGGAUUCGACCCCAAAGUCUCAGUCAAGAUCGACACCAACCAACAAAGGAAAUCUAGCAAUCACAGGGGUCAGUAGUGUAUCUAGUCACAGCCAGUCCCAGCCCAGCAGCAGGUCCAACUCUCCAAAAGCAGCAGAGAAGAUGGCCUGGAAACGGCGAAAGGAGUAUGAUGCCAGAAAAUCAGUGGCAGAUGCCAAGGCUGGCAAAACCAAAGAAGGGGUCAGCACAAAAUCAAAAUCAUCAGCCAGUUCUGAUAUUAAAAUGAGGAUGAUCCGGUCAGCGUCUUUCACAAACUCUGCAGGUUUAUCCUUGGGUAUCCAAAACUCUGUAUCCGGUUCUCAGGAAUUCUCAGACCAAAUGGAUUCAUAUAGCAAGCAUGAAGAUUUUCGUAGAGCCUUCAUUCCAUUUCACAGCUCCCUUCGCAGUGAUCGCUACACACACAGUGCUGAUGAAGAUGACAGCCUGGUCUCUACAAACUCCACACAGACGUCAUAUGACUCACUGAUUGUGGCAUCCAUCUACCAGCUUUCACUCAAGUUAAAAACAUCUACAGAUAAAACUUUGAGCAUGUUAAGUGAACUUUCGUCACACGUUCCCACAAGUCGGCAAGUCAAGCAGAAACUUCUGGAGGACAUUGAGAAAAAGUUUGGUUUUCAGCCCAUAGAUCACCCUGACCUUGAAGAAAGUGACUUUGCUUCUCCGGAAAUGGCAGAGUUUAGUGGGCACUUUUGA
This is a messenger RNA of Candidula unifasciata, 2001 nucleotides long. The record is from the annotation of a GenBank genome assembly. Lineage: Eukaryota; Metazoa; Mollusca; Gastropoda; Stylommatophora; Geomitridae.